UCCAGAAAAAGAACAGAGCUAUUAGCACAGCAGAGAGCAGAGUGAAGCACCAAGUGUGCACCUCUGCAUGGCCAGCCAAACGUGGCUACCAUAGCUACCAACACAUGCAUCUUCUCUCCCUAUUAAACGGAACCUUUCAUUACGCUACCUCCUUCUCCGUGUGAAGUUCCCACCUCCAACAACACCAUGAAGCAUCUCUCCGCCGUUGCCACAGACGUCAUCCAGAGUUGUGCCCGGAAGUUAGAUACUAGUGUGGAAAAAUUGGUGGAGGAGUUUGAAGGGAAGUGGAAGCUUGAGGCUGAGAUCAGUGGGUAUUCGAGGAAAUUCGUGGAAUUUUGUGCCUCAAAGACACUUCCCGAAGAGUGUAAAAAUGUAGAGGAGAAGAUCAGUGAUGGGUCAUUUAGUCGUUUCACGUUCGAUACGAUGCUUGCAUGGGAGAUUCCUAGCUCAGAGAAUGAAGAGUCUCGUAUGGAGUGUGAGGGGAAGACGAGAGAAGACGGGAAGAUGAUCCCAAAAGUGGCUCAAGAAGAAGACGAUAUCCCUCUUUUCUAUUCAGAUGUUAUGCCGCUUCUUAUUAAUGAUGAGCCAAGUGUUGGAGAAGAUGCAUUUGUAUGGUUGGCAGCAUUGGUUCCAUUUGCUGCAGAUGUUGUUAAUGGAAGAUUUACAUUUGAAACUCUUACAGCACCUACAGGCAACCGUCUUUUCUUCCCUGCCUAUGACAAAUUCUUGAAAGAAAUUUCCAAGUGCAUAAAGCAUUUGCAAAAGCAAACAAAGCCAAAGGGCGUGGAGCUUGCAGAUGAUGAAUAUAUUUUACAUGUUGAGGGCACUGCAAGCUCACAGAGAGUAGUUCGCCAUACUGGAGGAACAAGUUGGCCUGGUAGGCUUACACUAACCAAUUAUGCUCUAUACUUCGAGGCUUCGGGAGCAAUAACAUAUGAUGAUGCACUUAAAAUUGAUCUUUCAAAAGAUAUUGAACACACUGUGAAGCCAACUGCUACAGGGCCAUGGGGUGCUCCACUUUUUGAUAAAGCCAUAAUCUACGAAUCUCCUGAACUAUCAGAAGGAAUUGUGUUGGAAUUUCCAGAGAUGACUAGCUCCACUAGACGUGAUCAUUGGCUUGCACUUGCCAAGGAAGUUAUGCUAAUGCACCAAUUCUUAUCCAAGUAUAAGGUGAAAUGUCCAAUACAAUCAUGGGAAAUGCAUGCCAGAACAAUAUUGGGUAUCAUAAGGCUCCAUGCUGCAAGAGAAAUGCUUAGAAUAUCACCCCCAGCGCCUACAAAAUUCUUGAUCUUUGCUUUGUUUGACGAAUUGCCUAAGGGAGACUAUGUACUAGAAGAGCUGGCGGAGAGCCUGAAGAAGGUUAAUAGUGGACAUCCAUGCAGCGCUAGCUCAGUUUUAAGGAGCUUGAACAUGUUUGUGCAGCCAUUAGUCUCAAGCAUAGAAGUUACACAAACAGACAAGGAAUGCAAAAGUGAUCAAGACAAUAUUCAUUCGUUGGAGAGUGCCAUUAAUCAAGCUAGAGAGGAAGCAAAGGAUGUUGAAAUUGCCAAAGCUACUGCUGAGGAGUUGAAAGAGGAAGGGAUCAGUGAAAGUGUCACUGUGCUUAUUGAAUUGCUACGGCCAUUGAAAACUGUAGUACCAUGGUUUCAAGAAGUCAUUUCAUGGGAAAGACCACAUACCACCAUCAGAAUGAUAGUUGCCACUUUGAUAAUAGUCUACAAGGAAUGGUUUGGAAAGGCUAUAGCUGCUUUCCUAUUAUGGAUAGUGUCAAAGAUGCUUCAAGCAAGACUCGGAAGGGUUCAUGACAAAUACAACGAGAUAGUAGUGCACACUGGCUCAGACCAGAAAACUACAGUGGAAAGCAUAGUGGCAGCUCAAUUCGGAUUGCGAACAGCUUAUGAGUUGAUGCAGGCCUCCAAUAUAGCAAUACUAAAAAUCUGGUCCAUAAUGUGCUCAAAGGCGCGUAAGCAUGCAGACAUGACAAUGGUGGCGAUGUCUGUAUCGGCCAUCAUCUUUGCUCUGAUACCAUUAAAGUACAUUAUUAUGGCAAUCACGCUAUACUAUUUCCUUAUGACAUCAAAACUAGGGAAGUACAUUGGAAAUGAACAAGGAAACAGAAGGUUAAAAGAAUGGUGGGAUUCAAUCCCAGUCAUCCCUGUGCAUAUUGAAGACAAGGCUCCCCAGCGCCUUACAUAGGUUGUAAGUAAUAGCAGUGUUCAUUUUUAUAUACAUAACACAAUAUUUUGUAUUAUGUGUCUGUUUGCUGCUGCUUGGAAGCUUAGAGAAAAGAAACGAGUUUGUU
This is a messenger RNA of Manihot esculenta (cassava), 2302 nucleotides long. RefSeq lists its product as uncharacterized. The transcript is spliced from 10 exons. The record is from RefSeq and is a predicted model, not a curated record. Lineage: Eukaryota; Viridiplantae; Streptophyta; Magnoliopsida; Malpighiales; Euphorbiaceae. The coding region runs from base 187 to 2196 and encodes 669 amino acids.